AUGGCCCAAUUCACCACCAGAAUCACCAAAGCUAAACACCCCAUCAGCCUAUUGGGAGUCACGCAGAAACAAGACGAGUCCACAAGAAAAUACCUCGACCGCUUUAACGACGAAUGCUUAACGGUCGACGGACUCACGGAUUUAGUCGCAAGUCUUUGCCUAACCAACGGACUCAUGAAUGAAGAUUUUCGCAAAUACCUCACUACCAAACUGGUAUGGACCAUGCACGAGAUCCAGAGCGUCGCCAAGGAAUACAUAAACGAUGAAGAGGUAAGCCAAGUCAGAGCCGCCAAUAAACGGCAACACGGCAACACCCAACACGGCAACGCAGCACCUUGGCAUAACCCCCCACCUAGAGAAAAUCAAAAGGACCAUCCCAAAUCAGCAAACAUAAACCGACCUCCCAAAAUCGGAAAAUUAUCCAACUACACACCCCUGACGGCCCCGAUCACCGAGAUAUACCACCAAAUAGCAGACCGAGGUAUCAUCCUGAAAGCCCGACAACUCAAAGAAAGGACCGGCGGCAACAAAACCCUAUAUUGUGACUACCACCGAGGUUACGAGCAUAGGACACAAGACUGUUUUGACCUAAAGGACGCUCUCGAACAAGCAAUAAGAGACGGCAAGCUCCCCGAGUUCGCCAAAAUCAUCAAAGAACCGAAACGCGCCGAAAGAGACAGUCACCAGAAAGAGAAGGACGCAACCUAA
Arachis ipaensis is the source of this 708-nucleotide messenger RNA. Lineage: Eukaryota; Viridiplantae; Streptophyta; Magnoliopsida; Fabales; Fabaceae. The record is from RefSeq and is a predicted model, not a curated record.